AUGGUGUUAAGACAAGAUAGCGCAAUGGCUGUAAUGGUUGCAAGUUUGGCCAGAAAGGUGUUUGCCGCAUUUGGUCCGGCUAAGCUUGAGCAGUACAGGCCACUGUUGGCCUGCACAACGAUUGGUAGUGAAAUGUCGAUUCAUUAUACUAGUGAAGUUAACUUCCAACUCGGGUCAAUUGGUGUCGAAGAAGUCGACUGUAAUAAUUUAAAUCUAAGCUACGUACGGGUAAAUAGUCCAAAACUGGUUUCAUACGUACAUGGAGAGCUGGACUCAUUCAUCCGAGACAUCCGGCUUUCCAUUGAAGGUGUUGCUAUACCGCAAUUCUAUUCUCCGCCGCCCGUGACUCUGCUCAGUUAUUGUGGUGCUCCACUGUUGCGUGCAAAAAUUGAUCUGGAAUUCUAUCAAAAGAAGAAAAGAUCAUGGCCUUUGCCGGAUUAUCAAAUUCCGUGGGAAAUUUGGCAGUUGCAGCUUGCUAUUGUGCGAAUUAAGGAAAGAGAGUACUGGGAGCGAAUGCGCGAAGAGCUGGCGGACUCAGUGUCUGAAGUUGUGCUGAAAACAUGCUCGCUGAUCAAUCGACCACAGUUCGUACCACAAAUGCCGACACGCUCAGAUGUUGCAAACGUUUUCGAUACGACGUAUCCUGAAUGCCAGCCGUAUCUUAUGCGAAUCGUCAGGCAUCCACAUGACACGAGUAUUUCUUACUCUUCAUUCUUUAUAAACUUUUUGAGGCGCAAAAAAGGACAAGGCGAGCCUUUUCUUUUUGGUGUUUUUAUGCAGCAUUUUGCAACCGAUCACAUGUCCAGUUUUUCAGGUAAAAACUCGGAGAAUACUCUAAUGACAGUUGGCGCAUCAGCGGUCAAAAAAAUGCUGAGAGAUACAUUCUUAUCGUAA
This is a messenger RNA of Gongylonema pulchrum, 894 nucleotides long. NCBI's taxonomy places the organism in Eukaryota, Metazoa, Nematoda, Chromadorea, Rhabditida, Gongylonematidae. The record is from the annotation of a GenBank genome assembly.